Messenger RNA from Lachancea meyersii CBS 8951, 2922 nucleotides. The record is from the annotation of a GenBank genome assembly. NCBI's taxonomy places the organism in Eukaryota, Fungi, Ascomycota, Saccharomycetes, Saccharomycetales, Saccharomycetaceae.
AUGGCCGGCAAAAGUCCCAUGAAAACCGAUGCCAUGGCGGGAAAGCAGCCGUCAAACUUGAAAACCUUGAAAAACCGCAAUGUAGGCGGGAAAUCAGCACCGGUACUUGCGCACUCUGCUUUCAACUCCAGACCAAGACGUUUCAGUCUGAUAUACUCCUCGGACUCGUCGCUGAGCGCACUCUCUGAUUUAGACAACAACCGAGAAGUCAGUAAUAAGAUACCCAAAAUGAGUAAGAAAUCAAAGCGGGGUGUCGCUAACGAAAUGGGAAAGAACGGAAGACUGAUACCGGAAAAUGCAGUCGACUCCAAUAGUGAGUCCUCCUCGGACUCGGGAGCUAUCGAUGAUGAAAGCGACAGCCCUGGCAGCAGCAGUGAAGACGAUGGCAACGACAGAGACGAUGAAGAAGAUGUCGAAGACGGGCAGAACGACCUUUCAAGUUCAACUUCUAGCUCGGACGACGACGACGUGGAUUUCGUCAAACUGAGUGCAGAAAGAAAGAAAAGGGCCAUGCGGGCCAUGAGCGCUUUGAAGCGAGGCAAAUCGCCCAAGAAGAGCGAUAUCGCUACUAAAGACAUCAAGAAGACCGUUCAGGAUGUCAAGAACAACAAAAAAGACAGCUUCAGUGGAGAAAGUUCAUAUGAGGACGCGAUGGCGUUUACCUUUAAAAAUGAUGGCGGUAUAAAAUUCGGAAAGAAGCCUAAGGAAGCCGCUAGCGACGAGGAUUUAGGUGAGGAAGUCAACGACGGAUCGUCAGCUUCCAACCAUUCUAUCUCUGCCGAGAACAACGCCGUGGACACAUUAAACGUGCCACAGAUAUCAGAAAGUGAAGAGUCCGAUUAUGAGAUAGAUCAUGAUGCCUACCUCAAAAGCAUUCAACAUGACGAAGAAGAUAUAUUAGGACUUGAAAAUGGCAUGGACACUGGCGAGGACGAUGUUCCAAUUUUGGACGAGGAGGAAAAUCAUAUUGUUAUGGAGCUUGAAAAAGACGAUGAGCUUUCAUUCAACGGUAGCAUACACGAAGAAGGCGAAGACCCUGUGGAGGUCGAAGCCAAAAAGGGUCUAGGUGCUAAAUUCAGCAGUCAGGCCUACAGCGAAUACAAUGAUGAUGACGAGGACGAAAACAUGAGUGAUUUUGAUGAGCCCUUUUAUGAAGACCCCAAAUUCGCCAACCUAUAUUAUUGUGCUGGAUCCGAUCAACCGCUCUCGCUGAGCACGUCGCUUCCACUAAUAUUGGAUGACGAGAAGAAGAGAAACCAUGACAAGAAACAGAUCAAAAAGAGAGAACGAGAAGAAUUCAUUCGACGUCGCAAACUCGCAAGAAAGCUUGACAAAGAGCGGAGACAGCGGUCCGCAGCCACAGAUCUAGACAAUGAGGAGUACCUUUUUGGAGUUUAUUUCAAAAGCGACGAGGAGAAAAAUAACAUAGAAGGCAUAGAAUCAUCUUUGCGUCAAUUGGGCUCGGCCGCGGCUUCCGAUAGUUACUCAAGCGAAGAAGAAUACGAAAAUAUUCUUCUAGACAUUGCUCAUAUACCAACGGAUGAAGAAAGCUUAACGUCUUCGAUCGGUGGUUUGAAGGGCGGUGACUGUGAUGCCGGUGAUGACGUAGAGGAAGAUGACGACGAAGAUGACGAUGUCAGUAUGUCUCAUGUCUUCAUCGAUAUUGACGAUCUGGAUCCGGACUCGUUUUACUUCCAGUACGAUAGCUCCGACGACGAAGAACUCGAUGUAAACAGCGAGAGCAAUCAGAAAGCCGAACCGGGACGGGAGACCGAGUCAGGGGACAAGGACUACGUUGAGACUGUCGUUUACAUUGACGGUGAGUCAACAGAUGAGGACGAGACGCUACCGCCUCCCAACACCAGAAAUAAGAAAAUCGGCUCAAAAGCAAAAGAAGUCGUGAGCGCCAACGUCGUAGGCUUGAAACCUCCAAAGCUGGGAACUUGGGAGACAGAUAAUAAACCUUUCAGCAUUAUUGAUGGACUGUCGACCAAAUCCCUCUAUCCUCUAUUACAGGAGCAGCAGCUUCUAGAGCAGUCACAGCUAUUGCAACAGCCUAUGUCAGCGAGCGAACUAAGUGCCACAGGUGAAAAGGAAGAGCUAACUCUCAAUGAACUUCUCAACAUGAGCGAGUUAGACGACGAAGACGAAGCGUCUCGGACCGCCAAUAACAACCUUGCCGUAUCAGAAUGGUACGAGAAGCCCAAAGUACCUUUAUCUGCUUUCAGAAACAAAGGAGUUGAUGUUGGACAUGAUGAAGAGUACAUGCUUCCCGUAUUUUCCGCCAGAAAGUGUCCUAUCGGUUAUGUGGGUAGUGAGAGGACCAGAAAGAAGAUUGAUAGAAUGAAGAUACUACAAAAGAAGAAGAGUGAGGAACGGAGAAAGCUUAAAAAGAAAAAGAAGCUCCUCAAGCUCAAAAAGGAGCGGGAUAGACUGGAGAAGGAGAGACUUUCGGAGGUCGCUGCGUCAAGCGAGAUAGGGGGUGCAGAUUUGGCGGUAUCUCUGAAAACGGAAGAUCCGUUGAGCGUCUUGGAGAAAAGACUCGAACAGGAGACAAACUCUGAGGUGAACACGUCCAAUAAAUCCAUUGAUGCGAUGGGCUUGGACGACAUUAACAAUCUGCUGGCCAACACCGAUAAUGACCUCAUCCCCCACGCAGGUCAGGAUGGCGACCGCUUGGACGCGGAAGACGCUGAUAUUUUGGCUACUCUCACGGCUCCAGUGGACGUUGACGCUACGGAUGAUGGCCACAUUACAACUGGUGCCGCUUGGAGAAGGCGCCAAAGUGUUGUUGAGGCUGCUGCCGAAAACUUACGUUUUACAAAAAGUGGUCUUUUCAGCGAAAGUGCAUUAGCAGAUCUAGAGGAAAUUAUUGGUGGCUCAAGUGCUUCUGUCAUUGAGUUCAGCGACGUUUUGCAAUGA